UCUUAAAGUUAACUCCUCAAUAUCUAUGAAAAAAUUUAAGUAAUCUCAAGUCAUUUGACUCAAGUCUAAGUCAAGUCUCAAAUCAUGAAUAUCAAGUCAAUGUCAAGUCAAGUCCUUUAUAAAUGUUGAUCAAGCAAGUUUCAAGUCUUAAAAAUGGGGACUUGAGUCAGGUCAAGUCAUGUGACUCGUGUCUCCAGUGUCUGUUGCCUCCCACUGAGGGUUGGAAGACGCAGAGUGAACAUGCAGACGCGUCUGUACAAAUAUGCAUACACUUUUGAUGUCUUCUGUUUUUUGUGGUUCCUCAGGUGAUGGGUUUCUUUCCGCUUGUCACGUAAGCUUUUACUGCCUUCAGCACACUGAAGUCACUUGGCAACUCCUGCGAGGUUUGACCAUGAGUUUGUCAGCCAUUACCUUUCUGGCAGCUGUCUACCUGGCCCUCAUACCCCAAACUACCCAGUCAUGCACCAGAGGCUCCCCUCGCGAGUGCAAAGAGGCCGAGUUUGCUCCAGGAUCCAACCUGGCCGGUGAAGGCUUCGACAUCACCAAGAUGCAGCGCAAGGGAGCCUUUGUCAUCGACAUGAACCUAUGGAGACGUGAAAACAACACCUGCAUGCUGUGCAGGAACCCGUAUCAAGAGGGCAAGAUGCAGAAAGUCCCAGCAGCUGUGGUGGACUGGAGACCCAAUCAGAAAUGCAGCAUGAAGGUGGCCAGCUCACUGUACCAGUCCAGUGAGUCCCUGGUCAGUUCCAGUGCGUCCAGUGUGGAGAACAACUGGAAAGUUGGUUUGAAUUUAGGAUCUGCAUCUCUGAUGCUUGCUGGCACUAACUCCAAGUUGUCUGAGUACUCAAUGGAGAAGACAAAAAGGGACAAAUUCACAUUUUCCCAACAGAAGAUGUCAUGUAGCUACUACAGCUACCGAGUCUCCAACCAACCCCGACUACACCCCGAGUUUCAGUCUGCCAUUAAUCAACUUUCAAAGAAAUACACCAGGAAGACCAAGCACGCUUUCUACAAACUUAUCAAUAACUUUGGCACCCAUUUCAUACCUAAAGUGACUCUGGGCGGGAUGGUACAGUCGGUGACCAGCAUUAGGCAGUGCAUGGCCUCUUUACAGGGCCUGAGCUCAGACGAGAUCAAGAUGUGUCUCGACGUGGAGGCUGAAGCCAGUAUUGCAGGAAGAGGCACAGCAAGGGCUGAGACGAAGCACUGUCAGGAGGCGAAGGACAAGAUAGAGAGCAAGAACAGCUUCUCCAGCAGCUUCAGUGACAGGUUCACAGAGGUCUUUGGUGGUCACACCACUGAACCUGACCUUCUCUUCUCUGCAGACAAAGACCCGGCCGCCUACAAGGAGUGGCUCUCCUCCCUGCCACUCAACCCCGACAUGAUCUCCUAUUCACUGGCUCCCCUUCACGAGUUGCUGUCCCCUAACCUUCCAGUGAGAAAAGAACUACGCAAAGCAAUUAAGCAUUACAUUUUAGAGAGUGGACUCUGGCAGAACUGCUCUGAGCCCUGCAAGUCUGGUGUCAAAAGAAACCCAAAGGAGUCCUGUGUUUGCAGUUGCCAUGGUGAUCCUGGUGUAGGUAGUGACUGUUGUCCUGUUAAACGCGGUCUCGCACGGGUCAUUAUCACUGCAGUGAGGGCCUCUGGGUUGUGGGGCGACACCACCUCAGCUACAGAUGCUUACGUGAAGGUCUUCAACUCUCAGAACAUGCAACUGGCACGAACCCAUGUGAUUUGGAACAACAACUCACCUCAGUGGAACAUGGCCUUUGAUAUCGGUGAUGUCAUUCUCUCUCAGACCAGCAUGGUGAAGUUCGAGGUCUGGGACGAGGACAGCAAGUGGGAUGACGACCUGCUCGGAACUUGCACAGUGAACCUCAAGGAAGGAACAAAGGAGGAUGUGUGUCGCCUGAACCACGGAAUGUUCUACUACAAACUCCAGGUGGUCUGUGGUCCAAGUCUGAGUGGCAAGUCCUGCUCUGAGUACGUGAGCUCUCCCAUGAACGGUCACCUGGAGAGGCUGUAUGUGUCUCGUCAUGCCCGACCCGUACCAAAGGACAUGCUUAAGAAAAUGGGAGUCUUUGGGGAUGAACAUUAGCCCCUUCCUGACUAUCACAUUAAAAAUGUGGGGCGGUGGUAGUGUAGUGGAUGGGGUCAAAGCACACGCUAGUCCCACGACUAUGGACAAGGGCCUUCAUUCACAGACAUUUGAAGCAGUCUUCCUAUAUCUGGCCGCUCAGCCAAACUGAGUAAUCCGGGACAAAGGGCUUUGGUCAGACAGGUAACCAAGGACCCAAUGGUCACUAUGAAUGAGAUUCAGAGUUCCUUUGAGAAGAUGAGAGAAGCGUAAAAAAGGACAAAAUACUGUAAAUUUGCCUAAAUAUAACACGUGCUCCUGAUUUGAAAUAAUCUGGAACUUGACUUUCAGCAGUAGCAGAGGUGUCAUCGUCAUUCUAAAUGGAAAAUAACUCAUCUUCUGUGGCUGAGUCUGUGCUGAGGUGGCGUGUUGGUGCUGGAAGGAAUGCAAAGAACAUAUUAUAUUAUCUGUCCAUCUAUCCACACACACAUAACAAAGGGUCUGAAUACUUAUGUAAAUGGAAUAUU
Messenger RNA from Alosa sapidissima (American shad), 2604 nucleotides. Its product is annotated as perforin-1-like. Bases 263 to 2098 code for a protein of 611 amino acids. The transcript is spliced from 6 exons. Gene Ontology annotation, molecular function: pore-forming activity; calcium ion binding. The record is from RefSeq and is a predicted model, not a curated record. Gene Ontology annotation, biological process: leukocyte mediated cytotoxicity. Lineage: Eukaryota; Metazoa; Chordata; Actinopteri; Clupeiformes; Clupeidae.